AUGUUUGAGGUUUUCAAACAAUAUGGUCUUGUUCUUGAGGUGGCCAUCCCACCGAAAGGAGAUAAAUGUGGCAAACGGUUUGGUUUCGUGAGAUUCAAGAAUGUUGAAGACAUCCGACUAUUAGCGAUCAAGCUAGACAUCAUUAUGAUUAGAGAGCGCAAGAUUUAUGGGAAUAUACUCAAACUCCAUAGGGGAAGUCUUGGCAAUGAGGAGGGAGUAAAAAAUGAGUUGAAUCAGAAGAAUAAUAAGUGGGCUAUUGAUUUCACUAUACAGGCUGGUGCAAAGAUGGUGUAUCACGGUAAGACAAAACCUUCCUACACUCAGGUCUUGGGAGUUGGACAAGCCAACAUGCAAGAAGUGAAAAGAAGUAUUGUAAGGAACACUAGAGACUGGCUGGGUGAAAAACCGUGA
Lathyrus sativus (Indian pea) is the source of this 411-nucleotide messenger RNA. NCBI's taxonomy places the organism in Eukaryota, Viridiplantae, Streptophyta, Magnoliopsida, Fabales, Fabaceae. The record is from the annotation of a GenBank genome assembly.